Messenger RNA from Cynoglossus semilaevis (tongue sole), 921 nucleotides. It is a transcript of the gene mettl26, whose product is annotated as methyltransferase like 26. Lineage: Eukaryota; Metazoa; Chordata; Actinopteri; Pleuronectiformes; Cynoglossidae. Bases 170 to 790 code for a protein of 206 amino acids. The transcript is spliced from 6 exons. The record is from RefSeq and is a predicted model, not a curated record.
UUGGAUGUGAGGAAAGGUCACGUGAGUAUAUGCGGAAGAGCAGCGUUUUCAAUUGACAAUAAAACCAUUCGGGGCUUCUGUUUUUUAAUGUCGUCUCUGUUGGCGUGUUAAAGGGUUGUUAAAGCUGCAUCGUAUAACUCAAAACGGUUAUUACCGUAGGUUCACGACAAUGCUGAGCGCAGCCGCUGCGGAGAGAAACAAGGAUCCCAUCCUGGCGGUGCUCCGGGGCAGCUUGGACCCCGGGAGAGCCUUGCAGGCGCUGGAAGUCUCCUCCGGAACCGGGCAGCAUGUCACACACUUUGCUCGGGCUCUGCGGAAUAUAACGUGGCAGCCUUCAGAGUACGACCAGCAGUCAAUACACAGUAUAGAAGCGUACAGAGCUCACUACCAGCUGAACAACGUGAAGCCCGUCAUCCACCUGGAUGCUUCUCUGCCUCAUCAGUGCUGGGGAGGGAUUCAGCCCGAGAGCCUGGAUCUGGUCGUCAACAUCAACAUGAUCCACAUUUCUCCCAUGUCAUGUACAGAGGGUUUAUUCAAAGGAGCUGCAGCAGUGCUGAAGCCUCAAGGUCUUCUUUUCACAUAUGGGCCGUAUGCGGUGAAUGGGCAGAUCACGCCACAGAGUAAUGUGGACUUUGACUACAGCCUACGACAGAGGAAUCCAGAGUGGGGGCUCAGGGACGUCUCGCUGCUCAGCUCUUUAGCUCAGACCAAUGGUUUGUUCCUGGAGAAAAUGGUGGACAUGCCGGCCAACAACAAGUGUCUUCUGUUCAGGAAGGAGAGUUUGGUGUGAGCUCUCCUGGUGUCGGCUGCAUUAGUUGAGUUGUUACCACCUGGUUGCCAACUGUGGUUGAAAAGUGAGGCUGUGAAAUACCCUGGAAAUGAUUAGCAAUCAGUGGGAAAAUAAAACCUUGUCUCCCUCUA